Messenger RNA from Schizophyllum commune H4-8, 1723 nucleotides. RefSeq lists its product as uncharacterized. The transcript is spliced from 3 exons. NCBI's taxonomy places the organism in Eukaryota, Fungi, Basidiomycota, Agaricomycetes, Agaricales, Schizophyllaceae. The coding region runs from base 158 to 1723 and encodes 521 amino acids. The record is from RefSeq and is a predicted model, not a curated record. Gene Ontology annotation, biological process: regulation of transcription by RNA polymerase II. Gene Ontology annotation, molecular function: DNA-binding transcription factor activity, RNA polymerase II-specific; RNA polymerase II cis-regulatory region sequence-specific DNA binding. Gene Ontology annotation, cellular component: nucleus.
CGAACUCAACCUAUCCUCCGUACGCUGUGCUCACGCGCCAUUCCGCCCUGCUUAUCUCGCUGUAGACGACCAUUUGACAUCAAGAAAGGCCUCCUGCGAGUAAAAAGCCAGCACGUCCUGUUGGCAUUCCAUAAUUCGUCGGCGCUGAAAGCUCACAAUGGAGUCCGAACCCCUCGAUCUCUCCGCCAGCGAGAGAGCACAGACUACCCCUCAGCCAUCCCCUCCAUCGGAACAACCUGCUACGGCAACCUCUGCUCCUGCUCCCGAGCCAGUCCAGGAUCCCUCGCAGCCUCAGCAAACGGGAUCACAGGUCCAGGAGUCCGCGGAUGCAUCCAUGGCGCAGCUGCCUUCAGCCCCUUCGCAACCCCUGCAAUCAUUGUCCCCCGUACCCGCGAUGUCGGCGCCCCCUCCAUCUGGGCCUUCGGGCCCGCCCCCUCAUCUUGGACCUCCUUCGGGGGUCCCUCAACAAAUGCCACCCCCACCGCUGCCGCAGCUGUUUGGACCCCCCGGCGCACCAGGGCCUACCCAUUUCACUCAGAUGCCGUAUCCCAUGCCACAGGCUCUGCCACAGACGGCAAAUCCUAGCCCGCCUGUCGCGCCUAUAACCACAACUCGCUACCGGGAAGGAGCGGGUCCCGUCGAUCAUCAACCUCACCCUGACUGUCCUGACACGCUCGCUUGCCUGCCCGACACGGAUGGACGGCCUCAGCAUACUCUACCAGUGAUCCUGCGCUGCGCAAUCUUGGGCAGUCCUCAAAAGCGUCUAACGAUUCGUGGUAUCUACGCGGCAAUGGAGGAAAAGUAUGUAUACUUCCAGACCGCUGGUCAAACGUGGAAGCAAUCGGUCCGGCACCAUCUCUCCCUCAACCGACUAUUCGAGCGUGUUCCCCGUGCUCCAAACGACCCAGGCUUUGGCUCGUACUGGACAGUGAAUCUGGCUGCGCCUCCCGGAACCAAGCGGCCACGCAAGCGCGGGAAGCCAGGCGCUGCUAAGGCGAAGGGCAAGUCCACCGAGACCGACAUGGACACUGAGAUGGGUGGCAGCGCAGACGGCACGGCAAAAAACGGGGACAGUGCAGAUGCCGACGGCGACGGUGAUGGCGACGCAAUUGGUGAGAAGGACGAAGAACACCCUGGUGAUCCCGACUUCGAGAGCGAAGAAGACACGCGCAAGGACGCGAAAGAAGACGCUGCGGACGACAAAAAGACCAACGGUGGCCCGGCGCGCCGUACGCGAACGCGAACGCGCCAGAGUGCACGACAGCCAUAUCCGAAUGGGACCAAAGCCGCUGCUGCGGUCUCGGCCCCACCGGCUCCCUCCACGACAGAAGGCGGAGAACCGGUCGAUGGCACCGUCGUCGAUAGGCUCCAGAUUGAACUCGCUGCUCUGCGACGUCAGUCGGCGGAGACGAUUACCCGCCUUUCCGAACAGCUCACGCAGGCGCAGGCCGAUGCCACUCGCACUCGGGAUGCUUUGAAUUCGACACAAGCGGCGCUAGAGGAGGAGUCGCGCAAAAGGAAGGAUGCCGAGCGUGUGGUCGAAGGGCUGCGUCGCGCAGGACUGUUGCAGGGCUUUCAACCAGUAAACGCACCACUGAACUUGGGCCCUGUGCCGCCACCGCACUCCCUCCCACACAUGCCAGGCGGUCCGAUGCCCAUGCCUCCCAUGUCAGGUCCUCCCAUGUCCGGACCGCCUCCUCAAGGACCUCCGCGAUUCCAAUGA